AGGGUGGGUAAGACCUCAAGCAGAUCCUCCCCUUCCAGCGCCGUCAGCAGCCUCUCCACACAGCAAGAGAGGGAACUGAGGGGAGAGGAAGAACCUUCCCCCCCCACCACUGAUCCCCUCCCCCUCUAUUUAUACCUCUCUCUCUCACACACGCACACAAGGAGAGGCAGCUGCAGUCGAGCGGGAGAAGGGGACCGUCACUUCCUCCUUUCUGCUCCCAGGUGAACAAGCAGCACCGUUUUGAAUUUGCAGUGAAACAUAAAUGCUCCACAGCAGCUAAUCCAUCUGCUUUGGUCAAGUGUAGAAAGUUGAACUAAAUUUGUUGGCUUGUGGCGAUGGAUAGAGCAAGUGCUGCAUUGCGGAAGCGAAAUCAGUAUAAUAGUCGGAAUGAAACUGACGUGGAAGAAAGUAGGCCACGAAUUCAAAAGGCUCUGCUGAGGGACAAGUGUUGCCAGACAGACCACCACCACCAUGGCUGCUGUGAACCAGCGUACACUCAGGAGCCAGGAGACCCACCUCUAUUGCAGCAGCAACUUCCAACUUCGAAAUCAGGAAUUCAGCAAAUCAUUGAGUGUUUUCGGACAGGAACCACACAACUAAAACAUAUUUUGCUGAAAGAGGUAGACACCAUCUUUGAAUGCAAAUUGUGUCGAAGUCUAUUCCGAGGAUUGCCCAACCUUAUUACACAUAAGGAGUUCUACUGCUUCCCAAGCCUAAAGAUGGAUGAACAUUUCACAGAUCCAAGCGAUAAACAGAGUCACACGAUACGGGAACUUUUGGAAGCAAUUUAUCCCAGGGUUGAUAAGCAGGAAUACAUCAUCAAACUGGAACCCAUAGAAACAAAUCAUAAUGCAGUGUACCAGCAUGUAACUAGACUUGAUGACCCAGUCCUCAAUGUAGAGACAUACAGUCCUCAAACAUCAAGCCCAUUGCCAGUACAAGAGUCAGACAUUGAAAAGAUGCCAGAGAUUGUACCAGAGGAAGCAUUGGAACUUGUCCAUUCAGUUCCUACAGAGCUUAUUAAGAAAGAAAUAUCAGCUCAAAGGUUAGAACAAAGUCCGGAGCCCCUCCUUACAGAGAUAGAGAUCUCCAAUGGUUCCAGUCUUGCUGCCCACUUGGUCUGCUGCCUCUGUGCAAAAACUUUCAAUUCCCGACGUAGUGUAAGGCGACACAUUAGAAAAGUGCAUAAAAAGAAGAUGGAGGAGCUGAAAAAGUACAUCGAAACAAAGAACAGUGCGGGGCACCAAUCCUCUCUCUCGAACUCCAGGAAACGGUCAAAGGGCAUUGGAAUAGUCAGUGUAGGCAGGAACUGUCCUGUGUGCCACAAGUUCUUUGCCACAAAAGCAAAUGUGCGUAGGCACUUCGAUGAAGUGCACAGAGGCCUAAGGAGGGACUGCAUUACACCCGACAUCGCCACCAAACCAGGGCAGCCACUCAGCUUGGAAGAGACAUCAACUGAGCACCCGGUGGUCCCUUUGCCUCGCAAGCGCAAGUCUUCCUCAAAAGCAGAAUACAACCUGACAGCAUGCAAGUGCCUUUUGUGCAAGAGAAAGUACAGCUCACAAGUCAUGCUGAAGCGCCACAUGCUGAUUGUGCACAAAAUGAAUCUGGGAGAGAGUCUGUCUAAGCCUCCAGAGCAGAGUACAGCUAUGGUGUGCUGUGUGGAGUUGACUGAAGCUAGUACCUACUGCACCGGCAACAUCGAGGGGCCUCUGCUUGCCAGUAGGCCCUCACCUCAGGGCGAGCCCAAAGGCUCCAGUCUAACAGGUGAAAAGAAAAUCACCCCAGUGCUGAAAAACAAAGUGAAACAAGAAAACGAGAGUCCAAAGGCUUCAAGUCCGGCUGCUGUAAUUGGCCACUCCAAGCCCAAGAAACCCAAGCUCUCAAUGGGUUUCGACUUCAAGCAGCUCUACUGCAAGCUGUGCAAACGGCAGUUCACCUCCAAGCAGAACUUGACAAAGCACAUUGACCUGCACACAGACGGCAACAAUUUCUACGUCAAGUUCUACAAGUGCCCACUGUGCACCUAUGAGACACGUCGCAAGAGGGACGUCGUCCGGCACAUAACAGUGGUGCACAAGAAGUCAACUCGCUACCUGGGCAAAAUCACGGCCAACCUAGAGAGCCGGGCGGUGAAAAAACCGAUCGAGUUUGUGUUGAACAGAGUGCCGAGGAGAGGCCCCCAGAGAGACGAAACCAAGCACGCCAAGAAGCACGACAGUACUUCUGCCUCCCCUGUCCCCUGUCCUGCUGUUGCUGGCAGGAAAACUGACGGAGCAGAGCCUGGCACUGAAGUUAAAUUCACCAAACACUUCUCGCUGCACAAGUGCACUAAGUGCGGAAAAGCAUUCGCCAAAAAAACCUACCUGGAGCAUCACAAGAAGACACACAAAAAUGCAAUGGUGGCGCCGGAAGGAAAUAAAAAUGUUGGCCGCAGCACCCGAUCCAAGGCCCUUCUCUCUGAUAAUUCCAGAUGACAUGUCAAUAAAUCAACUUGUUGGGAUUCUUGUCGUUUGAAGAUUCAAUUUGGUAGCCAAGACACUGAAAAUCAUUGAGCAAAUAGCAGCUGUGAAGAAAUAGGAAACCAAAGCAGCAUGGGCACGAAAUUAGGAGCAAUUCUGUGAAAUGAAGUUUAAACCAAGAGAUGAAUGAAUUUUUACGAACCAAAAUGUAAAGUGGUACAACAUUCCAGAAUGGCGCUCCAGUCACUCUCUGGCAGAAAUGCAAUGUGCUCUACCAACAUUGAAUGGCAAGUUGCUUUCCAACACCUUGGUGAAAUGUGCUCUGUGCUCACAAGAGUGAAUAGAUCUUGCAACUGACCAAUCUUUUAUGGUUGAUUAAAAAUCAUGGUACAGUUAUAAUGCUGCUGUAGAGUGGUGUAUGUUUGUUAUGAACUCCCAGAUCUCUGAUGGCUUAGCAGGAACCAGAAGAAUUUUGAUUGGAACAAGGAGAGAGCAACAUGCCAUGGAACACACUGUAUUGUUCUCCUGCAAAGACUCUGCUGUAUAUAACCUGACCUUUC
Hemiscyllium ocellatum (epaulette shark) is the source of this 3022-nucleotide messenger RNA. It is a transcript of the gene znf800a, whose product is annotated as zinc finger protein 800a. The record is from RefSeq and is a predicted model, not a curated record. Lineage: Eukaryota; Metazoa; Chordata; Chondrichthyes; Orectolobiformes; Hemiscylliidae. The transcript has 8 exons. The coding region runs from base 336 to 2477 and encodes 713 amino acids.